Molecule: messenger RNA, 2367 nt
Organism: Coccomyxa subellipsoidea C-169
Lineage: Eukaryota; Viridiplantae; Chlorophyta; Trebouxiophyceae; Coccomyxaceae
Product: putative chloroplast 1-hydroxy-2-methyl-2-(E)-butenyl-4-diphosphate synthase precursor
Exons: 15
Coding region: 121-2367 (748 amino acids)
Biological process (GO): terpenoid biosynthetic process; isopentenyl diphosphate biosynthetic process, methylerythritol phosphate pathway
Cellular component (GO): chloroplast
Molecular function (GO): iron ion binding; 4-hydroxy-3-methylbut-2-en-1-yl diphosphate synthase activity (ferredoxin)
Source: RefSeq, a predicted model, not a curated record
GGAAGAGGAAAAAUUGAGACGAAAAUAUUUUCUUCUUUACAGUAAUAUUCUGUUACCGCAUUAUGCACACCUGAGAUUCUCGAGACUGCCAAGAGCGACGUAAUCUGAAGGCAGAACACUAUGGUGCAACAUCAUGCCCUGCAUAGCUCACAGGGCUGCAGCACUUUUUCGGAGAGGAUUACAAAUAAAAGAGCUGCAUGCAUAUCCCACACGAGCAGAGGUCGAAGGAGGCAUAUUCCCAUCCAGGGGGUUGUAGCGGAAGGUCCCAUUAUUCUGCCGCAAGAGAAAAAGCUUGCUCUGCCAAAGUACUGUGAGAGCAUCUACCAGACAAUCCGGCGACCAACUCGCACGAUCCACAUUGGCAAGGUGGAGACUGGGAGCGAACACCCAGUCAGGUUGCAGACCAUGACGACCACAGAUACACGCGACGUGGCGGGGACGGUGGAGCAAGUCAAGCGGUGCGUGGAUUCUGGUGCGGAGAUUGUGCGGAUCACAGUACAGGGGAAGAAGGAGGCGGCUGCCUGCAUGGACAUCCGGGAGGCCCUCUUCAAAGAUGGGUAUGAUGUGCCGCUGGUGGCGGACAUCCACUUUCAGCCUCAGGUGGCGAUGAUGGUGGCAGAGGCCUUUGAGAAGAUCCGCAUCAACCCGGGGAACUUCGCCGACGGGCGCAAGACCUUCGAGGUCAUCAAUUAUGACGACCCCGCCCAAUUCAAGGCAGAACAGGAGCACAUCCGUGAGACCUUCACGCCGCUGGUCGAGAAGUGCAAGCGGCUGGGGCGCGCGAUGCGCAUCGGCACCAACCAUGGCUCCCUCUCAGCGCGCAUCCUCUCCUACUAUGGCGACACCCCCCGCGGCAUGGUGGAGAGCGCGUUUGAGUUUGCGGACAUCUGCCGUGACCACGAUUACCACAAUUUCCUCUUCUCCAUGAAGGCAUCCAACCCGCUUGUGAUGGUGCAAGCCUACCGGCUGCUGGCAGAGGAGAUGUAUGCCAAGGGGUGGGACUACCCCCUGCACCUGGGUGUCACUGAGGCGGGAGAGGGCGAGGACGGGCGCAUGAAGAGCGCCAUCGGCAUCGGCGCGCUGCUGAUGGAUGGCCUGGGCGAUACGAUCCGCGUGUCACUCACGGAAGACCCCGAGCUCGAGAUUGUGCCCUGCGGGAAGUUGGCGGGCUUUGGGGAGCGGGCUUGCCGCGAGGGGUUUGGAGUGGACCCAUUUCCGGAGGCGCACCGGGACAUACACACCUUCACGCGGCGCGCGGGGCGGCUGCCGGAGCAGCGGGAAGGGGACCCCGUCGACUUCCGGCCCCUCCUGCACCGCGACGGCUCCGUGCUGUCUGCGGUCACCCUGCAGGAGCUGGAGAAGCCGGAAUUGACCUACCGGAAGCUGGGCGCCAAGCUGGUGGUGGGCAUGCCUUUCAAGGAUCAGGCAACCUCCGACACGCUGCUCCUCCCUGAAGUGCCGGCGUCCUCCGACAAAGAUAAGCGCCGCGCACUCGCCCGCCUGCAGGAGGUGGGCGUGCACGUGAUCGCGCCGGCGGCGGCGCUGGAGGCGGACCCGCUGCAGCAUGCGGUCGCGGCGUUCCCUCUCUCCGAGGCGGCCGCAGCCGUGCGCGCCGGCGGCGUGCGCCUGCCGGAGGGCGCCGGCCGAUUCGCCGUCUCCGUGGACGGCACCGAGCCCGAGGAAGAUGUCGCCGCUCUUCGGGAUUCCGGCGCAGUGCUGGCGCUCCUCAACGUUGCACCGGGCGUCAGCCGCGUGCAUGCGUCCCGCCGCUUCUUCGAGCGGCUGCAGAGCCACGACAUUGACAUCCCCGUCAUCCACCAACGCGUCUUCCCAGCAGGAGUGUCACGCGACGAGCUGGUGCUGACGUCUGGCACUGAGAUCGGCGCGCUCCUCGUGGACGGCUUGGGCGACGGUGUGGCCAUCGAGUGCCCAUCAGAGGACUUGGACUUCCUCCGCACCAUGUCAUUCGGCCUUCUGCAGGGUUCUCGGAUGCGCAACACAAAGACCGAGUACGUCUCCUGCCCCAGCUGCGGCCGCACACUCUUCGACCUUCAGGAGGUCACCGAACAGAUCCGCACGCAGACCGGACACCUGCCGGGUGUCUCCAUCGCCGUCAUGGGCUGCAUUGUGAACGGGCCAGGCGAGAUGGCCGACGCCGAUUUUGGGUACGUCGGCGGGGCGCCAGGAAAGAUCGAUCUUUACGUGGGCAAGGAGGUGGUGAGGAGGGGGAUCCCAAUGGACGGCGCCUGUGACCAGCUUGUUGAGCUGAUCAAGGAGCACGGGCGCUGGAAGGAGCCAGACGCUGAGGAGGAGGAUAUUGAGGCCAUCGCGGAGGAGCGCCUGGAGAAGGGGGCACACCUCGUCUGA